GAGUGAGGAUGUAAGUUUUCAGUGUAAAAACUUCGGUGUAUUUUAAGUGAACUGCUGUGCUGAGUUAGAGAAGGAUAGCAUUAGUCCGAAAUGUCGGGGAUUGCAUCCGCUCUCGCCAAACAGAGGGCACGGGCUGCAGGCUUUGGUACCAACGCCAAUGCUGUCAAAUACUUGAACCAGGACUUCGAAGCGCUCAGGAGCCAGUGCCUGAGUAACGGCGUUCUAUUUUCCGAUCACAAUUUCCCAGCUGCACCCGAGUCUUUGGGUUUCCAAGACCUUGGACCGCGUUCGCCUAAAACCAGAGGGGUCGAAUGGAAAAGACCCGGGGAGUUAUGCCGAAGUCCACAGUUCAUCGUUGGAGGGGCCACCAGGACCGAUAUCUGUCAGGGAGCCCUUGGUGACUGCUGGCUCCUGGCUGCCAUUGCGUCUCUCACCCUGAAUGAAGAUGUGCUGGCCAGGGUUGUCCCCAGUGGACAAGGAUUUGGGGGCGACUAUGCUGGCAUUUUUCACUUCCAGUUCUGGCAGUUUGGAGAAUGGGUGGACGUGGUGAUCGACGACAAGCUGCCCAGCAAAGACGGAGAGCUGCUGUUCGUCCACUCGGCCGAGGGCUCUGAGUUCUGGAGCGCCCUGCUGGAGAAGGCCUAUGCUAAAAUUAACGGUUGCUACGAAGCCCUCUCUGGGGGUUCCACCACCGAGGGCUUCGAGGAUUUCACGGGCGGGAUCGCGGAGAGCUACGAGCUGAGAAAAGCCCCAUCCAACUUUUUCCAGAUCAUCAAGAAAGCCCUUGAUUCAGGAGCUUUGCUGGGCUGCUCCAUCGAUAUCACGAGUGCGUCGGAUUCCGAAGCGGUGACCCGUCAGAAGCUGGUGAAAGGACACGCCUACUCCCUCACAGGAGCUGUGGAGUUGGCUUGCCGUGGCCGUAUGCAGAAGCUUGUCAGAGUUCGGAACCCCUGGGGGCAGGUGGAGUGGACCGGAGCCUGGAGCGACAGCUCCCGCGAGUGGGACGAAAUUCCAGCGGGCGAGCGUCCGAACGCCAACGCAGAGGACGGAGAGUUCUGGAUGUCUCUGGAAGAGUUCAUGAGGCAGUACUCGCGUGUGGAGAUCUGCACCCUGACGCCGGACGCACUGACCAGCGACGGCUACAAACCCUGGAGCACCUGCAAAUUCGAUGGCAGCUGGAGGAGAGGCUCCACGGCGGGAGGCUGCAGGAACAACCCCUACACGUUCUGGAUGAAUCCCCAGUUUGUGAUAAAGCUGGACGAGGAGGAUGACGAUCCGGAUGACAAUGAGGUGGGCUGCAGCUUCGUGGUGGGCCUGAUCCAGAAGAACCGGCGCCGUCUGAGGAAAAUGGGGGAGGACAUGCACACCAUCGGCUUUGCCAUCUACGAGGUUCCAGAACAGUUCCACGGACAGAGAGAGGUCCACCUGGAUAAGAACUACUUCCUGACCCACGCUCAGAAGGCCCGGUCCGAGACCUUCGUCAACCUGCGGGAGGUCAGCACGCGCUUCAAAAUGCCCGCCGGGGAGUACCUGAUCGUGCCCUCCACCUUCGAGGCUCACAAGGACGGCGACUUCUGUCUGCGUGUUUUCUCCGAGAAACAGCAUGAAACACAACACUGCGAUGACCCAAUUGAUGCACAGCUGGACGAUGAGGUGGUGUCUGAUGCAGAGGUGGAUUCUGGAUUUAGGGGUUUGUUCGUGAAGCUUGCAGGAGCCGACAUGGAGAUUUCCGCAGUGGAGCUACAAACCAUCAUGAAUAAAAUUGUCGCAAAAAGAACUGAUAUCAAAACUGACGGCUUCAGCCUGGAAACCUGCAGAGUCAUGGUUAACGUCAUGGACGACAGUGGAAAUGGCAAACUGGGACUGGGAGAGUUUGCCACACUGUGGAAGAAAGUACAGAAAUACCUUGGUAUCUACAAGCAUAAUGACCUGGAUGGAUCAGGCACUAUGAGCACCCCAGAGAUGCGCGUGGCUCUAAAGGAGGCAGGUUUCACGUUGAACAACAGCAUAUUCCAGGUCCUGGUGGCUCGGUACGCGGAGACAGACAUGACUAUCGACUUCGACAACUUUGUGGGCUGUCUGAUGCGCCUGGAGAUGAUGUUCAGACUUUUUAAGAAGACCGACAUUGAUAACAGCGGCUCCAUAGAGCUGAACUUCCAUCAGUGGCUGAUGUUUACUAUGAUCUAGAAGGCCUCUGCAAGUCUUCAACUGAAAACCACUGUACAGCCUGACAAGUAUACACGCAUAUGGGUCUAAGUGAACAGUAUUUUUUAAAUUGUUUUUAACACAUUUUGUAUACCUUUGAAUCUUAAAUGCUGCGUGGUAUUAUAUAUUAUGUCUUGUGUGGAGGAAACCAUAGCAAUAAAUUUGCCACAACCACUUUGUAAGUUGUUGUUGAAUUAAAUGUUUUUGUCAGGUGGGGGUGUGGGUUAACAGCCAUUUUAGGAACUUAUGAUAUUGGCAUAAAGGUGAUUUAUUUUGAUCUCCGGCCCAAUUUAUGUUGGAUUGUGGUAGCAACCAUAGCAUAAACAUUCUUUAGAUGUUGCCCAUCCGUCUGAUAAGUGUGCUGAAAUGUGGAGUUUAUCAUGCGUGAUUUCGGAAUUGCACAAAAUUUUAGAAUAUCUUUUGGGCUGUCAUGCCAUUUCCAAGUUCUGAGAACAUGUGUUGUUUGUAACCAGGGCUAGUAAAAAAGCGACAAGUUGGUGGUAGUCACCUUACUUGGGGAAAAAAGCAGUAAAAGGAGCUGAACCAAUCACAGAGAACAUUGGUGACAUCCAACUGGAGACCAUUGACAGUGAUUGGUGAUGUUGUCUGGCUCCUUCGUGGUAAUUACCACAGAGAUCUUCGAAAUAAAAAUAUGAAGUAUCCACAAAUCACAGUGAUGAUAUCUAUGGUGGUGAGCGUAUUCUUUUCCUGAUUAACAAUGUUAUCUUCCUUUUCCUUCUUUUCCACUUUUUAAAAACUGGGAUAGAGUCCUGAUUUUUUUUUACUAUUUUCUGCAUUUUGUACUUAAUAUUUUAAAACCAUAAGUGGCUCAAUGCCACACGCUGUUUCAUGGUGACAACAUUCUUCUAAAAUAAAAUUUUAGAAUAUUGAUUUAGAGACAACAUUGCCAGUGAAAUCUGUGACCUCUUUAAACUCAGAUCAGUGAGAAUAUAAAGUUACAACAUCUUAAAUUCUCGUUGAUUUCCUUUCCUGUUGUACCCAAGUGUCUCAUAUGAUUGCUAUGUCUCUCAUUUCCUUAUCAGAGCCUCAUGUGAGAAAUGGCCACUGGUCUGGAAGGUAAACUGUUCAAUGAAAUAAACCUGACAUAAGGAAACA
This is a messenger RNA of Anguilla anguilla (European eel), 3321 nucleotides long. RefSeq names its product calpain-2 catalytic subunit-like. Gene Ontology annotation, biological process: proteolysis. Bases 91 to 2187 code for a protein of 698 amino acids. The transcript is spliced from 21 exons. Gene Ontology annotation, molecular function: calcium ion binding; calcium-dependent cysteine-type endopeptidase activity. Gene Ontology annotation, cellular component: cytoplasm. The record is from RefSeq and is a predicted model, not a curated record. Lineage: Eukaryota; Metazoa; Chordata; Actinopteri; Anguilliformes; Anguillidae.